Lolium rigidum is the source of this 969-nucleotide messenger RNA. Its product is annotated as E3 ubiquitin-protein ligase RSL1-like. Gene Ontology annotation, cellular component: cytoplasm; ubiquitin ligase complex. The transcript has 2 exons. Bases 1 to 969 code for a protein of 322 amino acids. Gene Ontology annotation, biological process: ubiquitin-dependent protein catabolic process; positive regulation of proteasomal ubiquitin-dependent protein catabolic process; protein polyubiquitination. Gene Ontology annotation, molecular function: zinc ion binding; ubiquitin conjugating enzyme binding; ubiquitin protein ligase activity. NCBI's taxonomy places the organism in Eukaryota, Viridiplantae, Streptophyta, Magnoliopsida, Poales, Poaceae. The record is from RefSeq and is a predicted model, not a curated record.
AUGGCGGCCGAAUCUUGCAACCCAGACCUCACCGGCGUCGUCGACGACUUCUACUUCUCAGCCCUCGCCCACGCUCGGAACAACACCGACGUCGCUGAAGACGAUGAGCUCUUCCCGAUAUCCGACGAGAAGUACGCCGCCGAGCUCCAGCUCCAGGAGGUGAUCAUGUCAUCCGCCAUCGCGGCUGCCUCCUCGGCGCGCGCGCUGCUCCCAGCACGUCUCGCUGCCAGCACCAGCAGUAGCGCAGUCCCCUUCAUUGUCAUAGGUGAGUGCUCGUCUGCCGGUGCCUCUUUCUCUUCGACCUCUAGGCCCAAUGCCACCCCCACGGCGGCCUCGGCGCUCGUGUUUUGCAAGAUCUGCAUGGACGCCGUGCCUCCGUCGGACGCGCACCGCGCCAGCAGCGGCUGCGCGCACGCCUUCUGCACGGCGUGCCUCGGGGGCUACAUCGGCGCCAAGAUCCAGGAUAGGAUCGCCGACGUCAAGUGCCCCGAGGAGCGGUGUGCCGGCGUCCUCGACCCGGCGCUCUGUCAGGACAUGCUCCCACGGGAGGUCUUCGAGCGCUGGGGCGCCGCGCUCUGCGAAUCCAUGAUGCUCGGCGCCAAGAGGACCUACUGUCCGUUCAAGGACUGCUCGGCGAUGAUGCUGGUGGACGACGCCGACGAUGGUAAUGUCUCACAGUCGGAGUGCCAGGUGUGCAGGAGGCUGUUCUGUGCCCGGUGCGGCGUGCCGUGGCACGCUGGCGCCGACUGUGCCGCUUACAGGAAGCUCGGCAAGGGUGACAGAGGCAAGGAGGACAUGAUGCUGCUGGAGAUGGCCAAGGGGAAGAAGUGGAAGAGGUGCCCCAAGUGCCAGUUCUUCGUCGAGAAAACCGAAGGCUGCUUACACAUUACCUGCAGGUGUAAAUUCGAGUUCUGCUAUGGAUGUGGCAACCAGUGGGGCGGGACUCAUUCUAGCUGCACCACAGCAUGA